Molecule: messenger RNA, 1215 nt
Organism: Bactrocera neohumeralis
Lineage: Eukaryota; Metazoa; Arthropoda; Insecta; Diptera; Tephritidae
Product: methionine aminopeptidase 1-like
Exons: 1
Coding region: 1-1215 (404 amino acids)
Biological process (GO): proteolysis
Molecular function (GO): metalloaminopeptidase activity
Source: RefSeq, a predicted model, not a curated record
AUGCCGUGCGAAGGCUGCGGACUGAGUGAGGCCACGAUGCAGUGCCCGACGUGCAAGAAGCUGAACCUGCCGCCCUCCUUCUUUUGCACGCAGACUUGCUUUAAGGAGCACUGGAGUGAGCACAAGCUUAAGCACACGCAGCCGCAGGGACUGGUUGCGAACAUUCCCACCAUGACCGCGGCCGAGGCGAAGAACUUUGACUUCCCCGGCACGCUGCGGCCGGGGAGGAUCACCGCGCGGCGUGCGGUACCGGACCGUAUCCCGAAACCCGACUACGCCCUCCGCAACGAUGGGAUCUCGCCUUCGGAGGAAAAGGACCGCGGCAACCACAAAGUCCCAGUUUUUAACCUCAAGCAUCUUGACGACGACGAAACGGACGACGCUCUGCGCGCGAAAAGUGACAUUCUGAAGAUGAAGCACGUCUGCAAGCUCUGCCGCGAGGUGCUCGAUAUCGGGUGCCGGGCGGUGCGGCCGGGCGUGACCACGGAUGAGAUUGACCGCGUCGUGCACGAAGCCACCAUCGAGCGCGAGAUGUACCCCUCCCCGCUGAAUUAUUACAACUUCCCCAAGUCAUUAUGCACAAGCGUGAAUGAGAUUAUCUGCCAUGGCAUUCCCGAUAGCCGCGAGCUCGAGGAAGGCGACAUCGUCAAUCUCGACGUCUCGUCCUUCCUCGAGGACUUCCACGGAGACCUGAACGAGACCAUCUUUGUCGGCAAACCCGACAAGGACUCUGUGCGUCUUGUGCACACCGCGUACUCCUGCAUGAUGGCCGGCAUCAACGGUGUCAAGCCGGACGAGCUCUACCGCCGCAUCGGUGAUCUCAUCGAGGACCGCGCCGACAAGAGCAACUGUUCCGUGGUCCGCAGUUACACCGGCCACGGCCUGGGCCAUCUCUUCCACACCUCCCCCACGGUCUGUCAUUAUAGAAACAACAAGUCGCUCGGCAUGAUCAAGACGGGCCACGUUUUCACUGUUGAGCCGAUGAUCAACCUCGGUACGUGGCAGGACGUGACGUGGCCAGACAAGUGGACCUCGUCCACGAAAGACGGCAAGCGUAGCGCACAGUUUGAACACACGUUGGUUUGCACGGAGAACGGCUACAGACUUCUCACCGACUGGGAGGACGGCGUCCCCUUCUACCAGCACCAACUGGAGUCCUUUGAGAUGACGAUCCCUGUCGUCGAGGAGGGCGAGAACAUGCUGAUAAAGAAGUAG